CAAAGCAAAAUGAUUUUUUUAAUUGCCGGCGUCAUCAUUGCCUUCUUGUAUUGGUACUGUACCAGAACUUUUUCAUACUGGAAAAACAGGGGAGUGAAACAUGACCCACCAGUACCAGGACUUGGGAAUAAUGCGGACCAAGUCUUCGCCAGGAAGAGCAUGUCACAAGUCAUCGAGGACGUCUACUGGAGGUAUCCGAACGAGAAAGUCGUUGGUUUCUACAGACUGACCCAGCCAGAACUGGUGAUUAGGGACCCUGAUGUAAUAAAAAGUGUGUUUACGACCGAUUUUUCGUAUUUCUACGCCAGAUCGCACCUUGGAAGCGAAAGCGGAGAUCAAGUUGAACCUCUGAGGAGGAACAUGUUGGUUGCGGAAGGUGAUUUGUGGCGGUUGUUGAGGCAGGGAUGUUCUCCGGCGUUUACCAUGGGAAAGCUGAAAGCUAUGUUUCCGCUGAUCGUAGAGCGAGCUGAGAGGCUUCAGGAGCUGACGCUGGGGCUCGUGGAGCGCGGCGCUCCCAUCGACGCGCGGGACCUCAUGGCCCGCUUCACCAUCGACUUCAUCGGAGCCUGCGGCCUCGGCAUCGACGCCGCAGCCCUCAAUGACGACAACUCCCCGUUCCGAAAACUCGGUGAACAAAUAUUCCACAUAGGACCUAGAGAAAUCAUCAUAUACAUCCUAAAAGAACUGUUCCCCGGCAAAUUCCCGUUUCUGAAAUAUUUCGGUCAAUUCGAGGAAUAUUUACUUCACCUGGUGCGAGAGAUUCAGAAUAUGAGGAACAACACGCCGUCGGGGAGGAAUGAUUUUGUGGAUUUGUUGAUGGAGAUGAAAAGGAAGGGGAAGAUCGAAGUGGAGUCCAUGGAGAGACGGAAGCCAGAUGGCACUCCGGAGCGAGUGUCAAUGGAGUUGGACGAUAUGCUGAUGGCUGCUAAUGUGUUCAUGUUCUUCGGAGCCGGUUUCGAGACGGCUUCCAAUUCCACAAGCUUCACACUCCACGCACUGGCAUACAACCCGGAUAAACAAAAGAAAGUCCAACAAGAAAUUGACAGAGUGCUCGCUAAGCAUGGAAACAAGCUUAGUUGGGAUGCGAUUAAAGAGAUGCAGUAUUUGGAAUGGACGUUCAAGGAAGGCUUGCGUAUGCAGCCACCAGUGGGACAUAUAGGGAGGACGUGUAAAAGAAAAUACACCUUCCAGCAGCUAGGUUUGACCAUCGACGAAGGAGUGAGAGUGAGGAUAUCAGUUCAGGCGUUGCACAACGACCCACUGUAUUGGGAUAGCCCUGAGGAGUUCAGACCUGAAAGGUUUAGCCCGGACGAAUAUAACGAAGCCAGAACAAAAUAUACCUAUGUACCUUUUGGCACUGGACCGCGGGUAUGUGCUGGUGAACGUCUCGGCAUGAUGCAGUCGCUAGCCGGCUUGGCAGCCGUAUUGUCCCGUUUCACAGUGGAACCAGCACCAAACUCCACACGGAACCCCACAAUAGACCCCAAGUCCAACAUCACCCAAGGAGUGGUCGGAGGGCUACCACUCAUCUUCAAGGAGAGGAAGAACUUCCAAACUGAACCGUUACUCAUAGAAGAGUUUCCAGUCAGAGCAUUAUAGUCAGUAGAUG
This is a messenger RNA of Cydia fagiglandana, 1609 nucleotides long. Its product is annotated as cytochrome P450 6B2-like. The transcript has 2 exons. The coding region runs from base 10 to 1599 and encodes 529 amino acids. The record is from RefSeq and is a predicted model, not a curated record. Gene Ontology annotation, molecular function: monooxygenase activity; heme binding; oxidoreductase activity, acting on paired donors, with incorporation or reduction of molecular oxygen. Lineage: Eukaryota; Metazoa; Arthropoda; Insecta; Lepidoptera; Tortricidae.